This is a messenger RNA of Suillus bovinus, 533 nucleotides long. RefSeq lists its product as uncharacterized. The coding region runs from base 218 to 433 and encodes 71 amino acids. The record is from RefSeq and is a predicted model, not a curated record. Lineage: Eukaryota; Fungi; Basidiomycota; Agaricomycetes; Boletales; Suillaceae. The transcript has a single exon.
GGUUGUCAGUGCGUGUGGGGCACAGUAUCAAUAUUGCGACAAAAAUACACCUUGCUGCAAGAAUAUGAAUUUGAUUUGCUCCCAGGCUAGAGUGAGUAUGAGCAAGUCAUUGUACAAUCAGGACUCAAUUACAUGACUCGCACAGUGCUGGGGUCACAACAGCGGCAAGUUGGAGCCUUUGUAGUCUAUUGAGAAUCGAGCACGGGGCCCGUGGCACAUGGAGAUAGUGAGUCAUGUUUCUGCUUUCACUUUGGUAUUAUGUUUGAUGGUGCAACACUUGGUGAUGGGAGAGGUGAGAGAUAUUCGUAUAGAUCGAGAGCGGGGGUGGCCAAUGCUUGAAUGGCUAUAUGGAAGUACGGACUCGGAUGUACAUGGACUGAACCGUUUGUGUGUUCACACAAUGAUUCAACUCAUACUAUUGCAAAGUUCGUAGUAGCACUGCGAACUGAUUGCUGUAUAUCGAUAGACUGUUUGCUGCCAAUCUAUUGACAUUUCUUGAGCUUCCGAAGUUGAAGUCUGGGACUGACGUUUCC